Messenger RNA from Iphiclides podalirius (scarce swallowtail), 237 nucleotides. The record is from the annotation of a GenBank genome assembly. NCBI's taxonomy places the organism in Eukaryota, Metazoa, Arthropoda, Insecta, Lepidoptera, Papilionidae.
AUGCCCACUGAUAAUGACCGGGAACAAUUAACAGUUGGAGCCCGGGCGAUGCCGUCGACCGCGCAUCCUGCGAAUGCGACGGAAAUAGACGAGCGUGUCAACCCCGGGAGAAGUGACAGGAGAUGUCCUGAUUUAUUCAUUUAUUCACGGUCACACUAUCCGCCGCCGAAUCUGGCGGAAAUGACCGAACGUGCGGCUUGCGGUCCGCUUCCGAUCUGCGUGCCCACGUGUUCCAGG